CCAGGACGGGUGGAACAGCGACCCCUGAGCAGUGCUCUUCUUGCGAGUGGCAGGACCAGAGCUGCAGUUAAGCAUCAUGAGUGAGAGACAAGGUGCUGGGGCCCCCAACGGGAAAGACAAGACAUCUGGAGAAAACGAUGGGCAGAAGAAGGUUCAAGAGGACUUUGACAUCGACAUGGACGCGCCAGAGACAGAACGUGCAGCUGUGGCCAUUCAGUCCCAGUUCAGAAAAUUCCAGAAGAAGAAGGCUGGGUCCCAGUCCUAGCAGGAGAGCCCCCUCCCAGUCUGCCGGAAGUCACCGCCUUCACCCAUCACCAGUCAAGAAAUUAAAGAAAACAGCCUAGAGAGAAAUCAUCCGCACACACGCGCACAGCAGUCCCACAAUGCAUGUACAGAGACCCCGACCCCCCUGCCCUGUAGGACGGCGGACCAAUGCCGCUGCCAGGCGUUCUCUCUCUCCGUGUUCAUCUCCAGUACCGUAAUAAAGUGGAA
Molecule: messenger RNA, 492 nt
Organism: Molossus molossus (Pallas's mastiff bat)
Lineage: Eukaryota; Metazoa; Chordata; Mammalia; Chiroptera; Molossidae
Gene: PCP4
Product: Purkinje cell protein 4
Exons: 3
Coding region: 77-265 (62 amino acids)
Cellular component (GO): cytoplasm
Molecular function (GO): calmodulin binding; calcium ion binding
Source: RefSeq, a predicted model, not a curated record